ACUGGGAAGGAAGGAGGGGGACCUCAUGCGGCAGCCUGCUGUGAUUGACAUCAUGAGGGUGAAUGUGGACAAGGUUUUGGAACGAGAUCCAAUGCUGUCAGAGUUGGAUGAUGCACUGCGGGCGGAAUUUGAGACCAAUGCUACCAAGCUGAAAAAAAAGUAUUGGUGGAAGAACUGUAAGAUAUGGGCAGUGUUGAUAGCAUUUGUUCGCAUCAUCAUCAUCAUCACCAUCACUGUCUGGAGUGUAUCCUCAUGAGUUACAAGAAGAAAUGCAAACCAGUGGAAGCCAUCUCUCUCCUUCAAACCUGCUGUAUUCUCAAGCUCUCACCUACUGAUAUAUAAAGCAAAAUUAUUUCGAUUAGUCAUGUGAUAACUUUCUCUCAUUUAUAGGAAAUGUGCCUUUAUUUAAAAGUUACACUCCUAAUUUUAAAAUACUAAUAAGCACAGGCCACACCUUGCACAGUGCCUUGGUAAUCUUGAGUAUGAGCUGGUGAAGAGGAUUUCAUGUUUGCAUUUCAGAAUCUAGAAGCAAUGUAUUGUUGCCAGUGACGACAGCAUUCUAGAUCAAUUUGAAGAGUAUGUUUGGGUAUCUGUCCUCUUCGCUGUCUCCUUCAUGCCCCAAUUUAAAGAUGUCUCUUCUGACACACUACUAAAGGAAUGGGAACCAAAUCUUAAAUUUGUGCCUUCUUGGAAGAAACUCUGAAUACGUCUGCCAUUUGAACAGACUUUGCCUGCCUUGCCUUACUCCAUUAAUGCCUUCUGACUAGUUGUGGAAGAACCUGCCACCCUUGUAAACACUACUUGUCAUUCACUGCUGUUUUAUCAAUAUGCAGUUAAAUUCUAUUAUUGAAGUUCUAAAUAUUGGAGCACUGAACCGUUAGUGUUGCCUUGUGGUAUUUCUGAUUAAACACAUCUCUAUAAGGUGUUUACAUUUUCUUCAAAAGACAGUCUGUCACUUUUUGGUGUCAGUUUAAUCUGAAAGAGUAUCUUUAAAAAUGUUUAGUGUUUGUAAUGUAGACACUUACCAAAGUUGGUUUUGUUUGGGGGUUUUG
Molecule: messenger RNA, 1052 nt
Organism: Mauremys mutica (yellowpond turtle)
Lineage: Eukaryota; Metazoa; Chordata; Testudines; Geoemydidae
Product: vesicle-associated membrane protein 3-like
Exons: 4
Coding region: 26-256 (76 amino acids)
Biological process (GO): vesicle fusion; SNARE complex assembly
Cellular component (GO): plasma membrane; SNARE complex
Molecular function (GO): SNAP receptor activity; syntaxin-1 binding
Source: RefSeq, a predicted model, not a curated record